Molecule: messenger RNA, 1910 nt
Organism: Diprion similis
Lineage: Eukaryota; Metazoa; Arthropoda; Insecta; Hymenoptera; Diprionidae
Gene: Socs44A
Product: suppressor of cytokine signaling 1
Exons: 3
Coding region: 184-1353 (389 amino acids)
Biological process (GO): regulation of growth; protein ubiquitination; phosphatidylinositol phosphate biosynthetic process
Cellular component (GO): phosphatidylinositol 3-kinase complex
Molecular function (GO): 1-phosphatidylinositol-3-kinase regulator activity
Source: RefSeq, a predicted model, not a curated record
CAAUCUGCGGCUUGUCUGUUUUCAUUUUUCAGUGCGACUCACAAACAAAAAUGAGAGUAGGUGUCGCAGUCAUGAUCGGAACGAAGAAUUAGUAUUAAACGAUGCUUAGUCAAUGACAAAUGAAACAAUUGCAAUCGUGAGUAAUCUCUAAGCUCGGAUUAGCCGUUGUUUUAACUUUUCACGAUGGCUGCCAGCGGGAGCACUGUCUGUGAUGAAAAAACGAAAAUACGAAUGAUGAGUUUGACUUACCUGAGGAAUACUUUUCAAAAGAAGUCAGAGAACUCAGGCUGUGCCGAAAUUGCGUCAAUUGAAAUUGAAAAGAAUUUGGGACGAAUUGAAUGUCGCAAUAUUCCGAACGACGAUUUACGUUCGGAAAGAUUAAAGUUCUCCGCUCACUGUAAGCCCAUCGAAUGUUAUCAGGACAUGGAGUACAAAGAAAUUAGUAACGACAACACCUUCGGACUCCUUAGAAGGAUAAAAAAACGGCUCCACAUUAGAGAUUUGAAAUUUUGUAAAUCCAAGCAGAAGAUCAAAGCCAUCGAACCAUCCAGUCCAUCCUACGGUUUGACCAGCACUUUGAACGUCACGCAAAGUCAGCUGCCGAUUAAAUUCCUUAAUGAAAAGAAGAACUCGCUAACAAACAUUGUGUACAAUUUGACAAACGAAGAGAAUGGUUACUCUGAUGAUAUCCCAAACCAGUCGCAGAGCGAUUCGAUCGACGGGGAAGACAGACUUCGGGAAGAACCUGAGUACAUUUCUUCUGGGAUCGGCAAUACGGCCAUACCUCAAGCCAGUUGUUCUGGAGAAUCUGGAGAUUUGACCUCCGACGCCGAAGGCAAAAAUGAUAAAAAGGUUAAUUUGACCGAAGAGUUGCUAAGGCUCAGUAAGUAUGGAUGGUACUGGGGACCAAUUUCAAGGGACGAAGCAGAUUCCAAGCUGACUAAUGAGCCAGAUGGGGCAUUCUUGGUCCGGGAUUCAUCUGCAGACAAGUAUUUACUGACACUCAGCUUCAAGUCAUCUGGAAAACUGCUUCACACCCGAGUUGAACACAGUGGCGGCUUAUUUUCGCUGUAUUACCAUCCAGAGUGCGAACGGUUCUCAUCUGUAGUAGCUUUAAUCAAUCAUUCAAUGAGUUUUAGCCAGUCAGCCGUAUAUUGUUAUUCCCGUCCGAGGUAUCCUGGUCAUCCAGCUUUUCCAGUUAGAUUAACUAAACCGGUUAGUCGAUUUACGCAAGUCAGAAGCUUGCAAUACCUCUGCCGUUUUGUCAUCAGGCAAAACACUAGGGUCGACAAUAUCGACAAGCUUCCGUUGCCUGAUACUAUUAGAGGAUAUAUCGAGGAAGCUCAUUAUUAAAUUAUAAAUAAUUAUCGCCCAAAAUGAGGCACUUAGUUUCUUCCCCCGGUUCCUGAUUUUUUUUUAAGAUGUCUCUGUCUCAAGUCUCUCGAGUAUAAGAUGCAUGGAAUAGCCUUUCACUUCCCUGAGAUUAUAAAUUGCGUAUCUUUUUAUAAUUCUCUCAACUCUGCAACAUAGUUGGGGUGUGGUUGAAUUUCAUCUAACUUCUACGUUGAGUUCGUUUGAUUCGUAUCUUACGAGAGUAAAUUGUGUCCACCUAAGCUCGAUUUCUGUGUGAUUGAACUAAACCUCGCAGCGUUAAAAUAUACAAGAAUGAAAAAUUUUGUUUCUCCGUUUCAAAUUAACCGUAAUAGAAAAAGAUGUAAACUAGUACGGUGUAUUUGAAACACGCUUAUACUCGAAAGUCUAUCAAGUUUCAUCCUAAUCAGGUUUAAAGUAGCCAUUUCGUCACCGUUUCGGUAUGAAAUGCUCCAUAUAUUUUAUACAGAAUGAAUCUAGACGUACGUUAUACGUAUUUUUGUACCUUCUUAUUUUUGGAAUAAACUUUUAUGAACAUC